ACUUGUCACGACCGAGGUGCAAUCAUUAAUCUGAUGCAAAUAGUUGUGACAAUACAUACAUACAUAUAGAUAUUACACAUAUACAUAUAUAUUGUAGCUGCUGUUUAUAUGGGUUUAUAUACGUUUUGUUAACUAUGUUGAGAUAUGCAUCAAGCAAGUUACGCCUUUAUGCUAAUGCGUGUUUCAGUAGAUAACACGAAAGAUUUUAAUUGGAAGAGAAGUGUUAAAAUAGCUAUCUGCUCCUUGCCAGUUUGGUAUUCAAUUAUCUAAUUGUUUAUUUUAGUGAAACAAUUUAUAGUCUGUAUAUAUAUACAAAGAAAAUUAGAGAAAAAAAUGUCUGCCGCUACAGCAAGCAUGCGAAACACUCAAGUGAUAUCAUCACCACCGCAAGUGAAACAAACGUCGCCUCAACCUAACACUAAUGAUUACGCUUUGUCAAAAAAGGUAAAAAAAGAGGAUCCUUACGUUACAAACGCAAAAAAUCCAGAAGGAAACGCUCCUACAAAUCAAACAAAUCAAAGUGGAUGUUCAACAACUUCAUCACAUGCUGAUAUGGAUUAUAGUCCCUCUCCGGGAGAAACAUCAACCGGAUUGACAACUGGUAGCAAUGGAUCUAAUUCAAUGAUAACCACGGGCAGUUAUAACAGUGCACCAUCAGUCAACGGAAACAGUCAUGCGAUAAAUGGGCUGUCAAACGGAAUACCUUCUCAGUAUCCCGGCGCGAACGGUAUGACGCAAAACUCGUUGGAUCCUACCGGUCCUCUUCCAAAUGAAAUUUUUGAGUUACUUAACGAGUUUUGGAGACCAAACGAGUUAGUGGCUCCCGACACGCAUCUAAUGAAUGGAAAGUUUUCACGUAGAAGUCCUGAUGGUUCACUGGAUGACACUGCAGAGGAGGAGAAAGAUGGAGAAGAUGAUAUGACGUCGCUUGCCGACACGGAGCUUGGCGUUGAUAGAAAUACGCAAAAACGCCGUUACAGCCGACUGUCAGAUGGCUAUGAGAGGUUAAAGUGUGUUCUCCCUUCAGUGAAAGAUAAAAGAAGAGUUUCAAAGGCAAGAAUACUUGACGAAGCAAUUAACUAUAUUCAACGCUUAGAAAGUAUAACCAAUGUCUUGAAGCGGGAACAUGAGAAGCGUUUGAGCAUGUUAAACGGAUCAAACGGGUUUUUCCCGGAUUACUCUGUCCAGCCGUAUAUGAGGUCAUUAUUUCAAAAGCAAAUGUACUCCCCUGGCAUGAGUGGUUCCAAAAUGGCACAGUAUCCUAAAAUGAGUACGACACCCUCAUCCAUCCCGAAAUCACCACGAAUGAAACAAUAUAACCAACAAUAUAGUUCCCAGUCUACUGGAACAGGAGUGGGUGCUAAUAUGACGCCAACAGAUUAUAAUUAUAAUAACUUGAGUAGUUAUAACGUUAAUACGGGUCCGAUGUACCAAACCAGUGAUAGCACUCAGUUAAUGAAUGGUGAUACAUCGCCUAUAACAAAUAACUCACCUUAUAGCGCAUGCUCGUUGAGUCCUGGAAGUACGCCAACAACUUAUCAAAAUGGUAGCACAAUAAACAAUUCUUGGCCAUAUCAAACUGCUGGUAUGACCGGAUAUAACGAUUCAAGCAACUCACAAUUGUCAAGCUACAGUAGUCGUCCCGGGUCCAAUGGGUACGCUAGUUCUGGCGGUUACUCUAGCAUAAAUGGAGGUAUGUGGGGAAAUAUGGGUAUGAGCGAAGUGACGUCACAAGUCGUACCACAUGCAGAUCACUCGAUGAAAGUUGGAUAAAAGGCAUAAUUGAGUUGUGUGUAUAAGCAGAUAGUUUGACGAUGAUUAACAAAGAUCAUUCCAAAUGGCUGCAUACCCGAAAGUUUAUAAUUGAAUAUCAAAGACAAGAGAAAAACAAUCAAAGCAUUAGGUCAACCAAAAAGUUAAUAUGCUUGUAUUCAAUUCUGAGCGCGAUGGAACUGCAGAACUUGCGUAGUUUUUCGCGCAUAGUCUGCGUUUUUUAUAGAAAAAAUAAUUUUGUGCUCAGCCAUUCAAACUCUUGUGUUUAAAAGAAAAAAGGAACUUGCUUGAACUUUAUUAAAAAGGGAACCUAUCAAACCGUAAUAAAAAUUAUAUAAAAAAAUUGCAAAAUAUCUGUUUUACUGUAAUUUGCAAUAAAUACUUCGCAGUCAAUUCCUGGAAAAAGAUAAACCUUGUAUUUGUAACAUAUUUUAAAUUCGACAUAUAAAAAUUCAUUUAUUUCUUUACUCUAAAAUAUGUAUAAAAAUGUCGUGUUUUUGUCUGUAUUGUACGUAUUGAAUUCUAAAUUAAUAUAGUUAAAUUUUGACGCAAUAUUGUAAAUAGUUUAGUAUACCUCCAUGGUAUAUAUGACAUUGUAUUGUCAAACACAGUAAACUCUGAAAUAAAUUAAGUGAUUA
Hydractinia symbiolongicarpus is the source of this 2411-nucleotide messenger RNA. RefSeq lists its product as uncharacterized. The record is from RefSeq and is a predicted model, not a curated record. Bases 334 to 1773 code for a protein of 479 amino acids. Gene Ontology annotation, molecular function: protein dimerization activity. Lineage: Eukaryota; Metazoa; Cnidaria; Hydrozoa; Anthoathecata; Hydractiniidae. The transcript is spliced from 5 exons.